AUGGGAGACAAUAGAAGAAUCCCCAAAACGGCGGCAGUACAAAUUAAUUGUAGAGGGGAGGCCAGUUACGCGGAGACAAUGCGAAUAGCUAAAUCAAAUGUGGAUAUAGACAUGUUAGGCAUUCAAGAGAUCAGACCGAGGAAAACUAGGACUGGAGCUCUACUACUAGAAAUACCUGGAGUAGAUGGGGCAAAGAAGGCAAAUAUGCUGGCGGACAGACUGAAGGAGGUUCUUAAAGAACAGGAAAACGUUAUGAUAUCCAGACCAGAGAAAACGGCAGAAAUAAGAAUUAGAGAUUUAGAGGAGUCAGUCUCAAAAGAAGACAUGUUGUAA
Messenger RNA from Trachymyrmex cornetzi, 333 nucleotides. RefSeq lists its product as uncharacterized. The coding region runs from base 1 to 333 and encodes 110 amino acids. The record is from RefSeq and is a predicted model, not a curated record. The transcript has a single exon. NCBI's taxonomy places the organism in Eukaryota, Metazoa, Arthropoda, Insecta, Hymenoptera, Formicidae.